Molecule: messenger RNA, 1149 nt
Organism: Microdochium trichocladiopsis
Lineage: Eukaryota; Fungi; Ascomycota; Sordariomycetes; Xylariales; Microdochiaceae
Product: XAP5, circadian clock regulator-domain-containing protein
Exons: 3
Coding region: 1-1149 (382 amino acids)
Biological process (GO): chromatin organization
Cellular component (GO): nucleus
Source: RefSeq, a predicted model, not a curated record
AUGCCAGCCGCCGACGACUCAUCUGGCGAAUCGCGCUUUGCAGCCGCCGCUCCUACACCGCAGCAGGUCCUGUCGAACAACACGGUUGGCCUCGUUGCCCUCUCCGAUUUCCGCAAGCGCCGCGCCGAGCUACUCGACCAGCAGGAUCGUGAUGCGGCCUCCAGCGAUGGUCCUCAGACCCCAAACGCUACUUCAACGCCUCCCUCCCGCUCUCAGACCGGCACGCCAGUCCUCAUUCCCGAUGGCGACGGCAUGACAUCUGGAGGCACCGAUGCCGCUCCCGGGCCCCCCAGGAAAAAGAAGAAGGCACUCAAGAAAAGCGGGCCAGCCAAACUGUCUUUUGACGACGACGACGCCGACAACGACGCCGCCACUCCUCGGACCAAAACCAGAAAGAAGGCUGGACGCGAUGAUGUGACGCCACAAAGCACGACGUACAAGCUGAAAGCCAACUCGGCAGUAUCAGUCGUGCCGCGGUCCAUGACUAAAUCGGCUCUACGCCGAGAGGCUGCUGAACGUGAGACCCUGCGCAGGGAGUUCCUUGCUCGGCAGGAGGCUCUAAAGGCUGCUGAGAUUGCGAUUCCGUUCGUAUUCUACGACGGUGCCAAUCUUCCCGGAGGUAUUGUACGCGUCAAAAAGGGCGACUUCAUCUGGAUAUUCUUAGAUAAGAGCCGGAAAGUCGGUGCCCAGCUUGGGGUCGGAGAGAAAACCAACGCGACAAAGGUAUGGGCGCGUGUGGGUGUAGACGACCUCAUAAUGGUUCGGGGUGGAGUGAUCAUUCCUCAUCAUUACGACUUUCUCUACUUCAUCAUGAACAAAACUCUGGGUCCCAACGACACAGUCCUCUUUGCCUACAGCAACGAACCGCCAUCCUUGCAUUCUGCUGAUACGGACUCUGUCCUAAGCCAACAUGAUGCUAGCUACCAGCCCCUGUCGACGGCAGUAACAAAGGCCGCAUCGCUUGUUGAUGUGCGAGCUCUUGAGGGUGCUUCGGAUGAUCCGUCCUGGACCAAAGUUGUGGACCGGCGAUGGUACGAGCGCAAUAAGCACAUUUAUCCGGCGAGCACGUGGCGCGAAUUCGAUCCAGAGAAGGACUAUCGGCAGGAGAUCAGGCGCGACCUCGGCGGAAACACCUUCUUCUAUUCAUGA